CAAGAAAUUAAAAACCCAAUCUUUAAAAGAAUGACAGGCGGCGGCAGAGGAAACGAGUUCCAAGAUAUGCUGCCGCUGAUGGCGGACAAGCUCGGCGGAGAGGGGCUGAUAAGGGAGCUGUGCAACGGAUUCCGGCUGCUGAUGGACGGCGAGAAAGGGGUGAUAACCUUCGACAGCCUGAAGAGGAACGCCGCGGUUUUGGGGCUUCAAGAAUUGAGGGACGAUGAGCUUCAGAGCAUGGUGAGGGAAGGGGAUAUGGACGGCGACGGCGCGCUGGAUGAGAUGGAAUUCUGCGUUCUGAUGUUCAGAUUGAGCCCGGAGUUGAUGCAGGAAUCCGAAGCUCUGCUUCACACAGCUCUGGAACAGGAAGAAGGUGAAGGGGUUGCUUCUUCUUGGUUUGGUUGCAAUUGACUUAUAAUGUGAAAUCGAUGAGAUUGAUUGAUUGAAUGACUGUAAUGUAUUAUACUCCCCUUUUCUUUUCUGCUGAAACGACAAAACGAAGGAGAUGGAAGAAGAAGUUGGGGUAUUAUGUUCUCUUUCAAGAAUGAAUGAAAGCCGACAUUUUUUCUCCACAAUUUUUAGCUAUGAUUUACUCCGUAUCAUCCUAUAGCGUUCAUAUAUUAAGCUAUACGGAGUAACAGAUUACAGAGUACGAGUAUAUUUUAUCCAUGUAUAUUUUAACCUCACAUAAUAAUCAUAUCAAAUCCAACUAAAUCGAACUCAAAUGAGACAUACGCAAUUUGGUUUGAGUUUAG
Molecule: messenger RNA, 755 nt
Organism: Cuscuta europaea
Lineage: Eukaryota; Viridiplantae; Streptophyta; Magnoliopsida; Solanales; Convolvulaceae
Source: the annotation of a GenBank genome assembly